Molecule: messenger RNA, 1355 nt
Organism: Microplitis mediator
Lineage: Eukaryota; Metazoa; Arthropoda; Insecta; Hymenoptera; Braconidae
Product: F-box only protein 6-like
Exons: 4
Coding region: 258-1184 (308 amino acids)
Biological process (GO): glycoprotein catabolic process; SCF-dependent proteasomal ubiquitin-dependent protein catabolic process
Cellular component (GO): SCF ubiquitin ligase complex; cytoplasm
Molecular function (GO): protein binding; ubiquitin protein ligase activity
Source: RefSeq, a predicted model, not a curated record
AACAUAUAUAGAAUAUAUUGAGUCAUAAAAAGUACAUCUAGAUGAAAACAUUCAAGUUUUCAGUUUCUUUUAUUCUUUCAGUAACGGAGUCAUCAUUAAAAAAUAAAUUCAAAAUUUUUGAACACUAAUUUAAAAAUUAUCAGAUGUCAAAUUAAUUAAAUAAAGUUUAUAUUUAAUAAAAAUAAUAUCACGUGAGUGGACAUCAGUGACAUAAUUUUUUAUCCAUAAUUGUAAAAAGAUUGGCCUUCGAAGGUUAUAUGGACAUGUCUGCGUUCGUCAGCAAAAUACUGGGAUUUAAAUCCCAGCGCGUUCCCUUUGAAGAAAGUGAAAACAAUGGCCUAGUACUGGCAGACAAAUACAUUCCUGAAGAAUUACUGGGAGAAUUAUUUUGUUACGUUGACUGCAAGUCGCUUUUGAACUGUCAGCUGGUUUGCAAAAGAUGGAAAGAUCUUAUCCAGGAGUACGUGUGGAGAAAAAAAGCGGAGUUGAUAUUCGGGCAAUCGCUCCAGUGUCUGAAGAGCUACGAAAUGCCUUGGACAGUUUAUUAUAAGAUUUGUAAAAAAAAUCCCUUUGAACGAAACUUGCUGAAGAAUCAUUCUGGUCAAGAAGGAUUGAAAAAGCACUGGGUUAUUUCGCGACAGGGUGGCGAUCAUUGGAGAAUCGAGAAACCACCAGUUGGUGUUCCACCUCUGCCAGACGAUCCUGUUUUUGAAGGAAAAAAUUCAUGUUUCGUGACAUCCUACAGUUUGUGUUCUAAAAGACAAAUUGUUGAUCUUAUUGAUGAAGGAUUAUCUGAUGUUCUUCUUGAUACUUUCCAACCACCUAUUCAGGUUGGCGAAUGGUACAGUUGUCGUUGGGAUUGUCCAGCAAAAUAUGACUGUCAUGUUUCAUUACUUGAUGAAAAUGAUAAGGAGUUGGACGUCUAUGUAUUUAGAGAUGAUCUCGAAGAUGAUGAUAAGCAAAAUAAAUGGUUGCAUUUUACUCAUGAGUUUACAAAUUACGGACCCGGUGUCAAGAAAGUGUUAUUCCAACACAGUGGCAAAGACAAUUUAUUCUGGGCUGGGCACUACGGAAGCAAAAUGGCUGGAGCUUCUGUCGUCGUAAAAGUAAAACCAAAGGCGUCGAAUGCUUCACGAAAACGAAGGUCUAGCAUAGAGUUAGAUUCUAGUAUAGAGUUAGACUAGUACUAGUUCAUUUUAAAUUGUUUCUAUUUAAAAAUUUUAUUGGUAAGUUUACUGUUUCAAUUUUGAAUCUUUGAUAUUUAUUAAUACGUAUAAAUAAAUAUAUUUAUGUUAAUAAUCUAUUUAAUAAAUAAAGUUUUUAUUGAUUUAUAAAUAAAUAAAGUUAUUAAUUAA